This is a messenger RNA of Naegleria gruberi, 1401 nucleotides long. RefSeq lists its product as uncharacterized. The coding region runs from base 1 to 1401 and encodes 466 amino acids. The transcript has a single exon. Lineage: Eukaryota; Heterolobosea; Eutetramitea; Acrasida; Naegleriidae. The record is from RefSeq and is a predicted model, not a curated record.
AUGGCACAACUUGAAUCUAGCUCUUUCAAUGCUAAAUUAAUAAUAAAUGAAUUGGAUCGUAUAAAGGCUGAUUAUUUGAAGACUUGCUCCGAUCAUGGUGAUUGUAUUAUUAAUUCUUCAAAUUCCGAUUGUUUAAAUUCUUCAUCACAUAAAACUUUGGUUCAAUUUAUUGGAGAGGAAAUGAAAUUGAAACAUGCUGUCAAUGUGACCGUUCAUGGGAAAUAUCCACAGAGAUUAAUUUGUUUGCAUUAUAAUCAAACGAGAGCAAAUUUUGAAAAUUCAUUGACUAGGGCAUGUCGUGGAGUAAUUGUAGAUUUGGAAGAGAUGAGGAUUGUUCAUAUGCCUUUUUCAAAGUUUUUCAAUUUUAAUGAACCAAUGGCUAAGAGAGAUUCAGAAAUUAUUUCAGAACAUUUCGAUCAUGUUAAAAUUUAUGAGAAAUUCGAUGGAUCAAUUGUGAAUUUUUACUUUUUUGAUGGAGAAUGGAGGGUGGCUUCAUCAUCAACUCCUGAUGGAAGUGCCAAGAUGGGAUUUUAUUCAGUUUCAAAGGAUAAAGAGGAAAAUGAAAAACAUAGACAGGAAUCAAAGACUUUUGUAUUUGCUGAUUUGGUGUGGAAUGCUUUUAAUGACCUCGGUUUCAAAAUACCACCAACAGAAUUUGAGGGAAAAUAUUCAUUUACAUUUGAAUUAUUAACUCAAAAACAUCCAUUAGUUGUACAACAUCCAGAACAGGAUAAUUUAAUUUUACAUGGUGUGAGAUGCUUGGAAACAUUUUCAGAAAAAUCAAUUGAACCAUUUGCUCAACAAUUCAAUUGGAAAUACGCAACAUGCGUUAAGGAAAAAUUCGGAUUCAAAUCAUUGGAAGAUGUUUCCAAGAUGGCUGAUGAAAGAAAUGCCUAUGAACACGAAGGGUUUGUCGUUUGUUAUGAAACUCCAGAUAACAACGGGUCUGAAUCAGUUGAUUUCAUUAGAGUGAAGAUUAAAAAUUCUGAAUAUGUGAAAAUUUCACUCACCUUAUUCGAUUCCGUGGAAAAAAGAGAAAACUCCUUUAUAGAAAUUAUUAAGAAGAAUGAAUCUAGUGAAUUUUUAGCUUAUUUCCCUCAAUUCGAAUCGGCUUUCCACAGAUUAAAGUUAGAAUAUAACUCCAUAGUGGAAAAGUUGAACAAUGUUAGAGGGAAAAUAGAGGGAAUAGUUGAGGAACUUGUAAAACAGGAAACUGACACUAUCAGUGUCACAAGGAUGAAAGCUCUUCAAUCCAUUGCCAUUCAACAAGCCAAAGAUGAACUCAAAUUCUCCAAAACGAUUGCAGAUAUAAUGUUUGGAUUAUGUUCUGAUAGACAACUCAUGGUUGAGGAUGUUCUCAAAUCAAUGCCUCUUAAACGAUACAAAACUCUCCUUUUCUAA